AUGGCAACAGUAGAAGAGCAACAGCCACUACUCAGACCGGUCGUUGAAGAUGCUGACGCGGACGGAAAGCAUGAUGAGGUGAUUUUGGACUUUGAGGCGGGAGACCCUGAAAAUCCUAGGGAAUGGGACCCGAAGUUCAAGUGGUUGAUUGUAUUUCUUCUCGCUUUCAUGGCAUUUACUGUAACGUUUACGUGCAUCGGCGUCGUCCCAAUAGCAGCCAACAUAGUUGACGAGCUCGAAGGCAAACACGCGAGCACAUCAACCAGCGCCCUUCUCGUCACCAUCUGGGAACUCGGCGAAGCAGCGGGUCCGCUUCUCAUCGCACCGCUCUCGGAAGUUUUUGGUCGCUAUCCCGUAAUGAACGGAUGUAACAUCGUCUUCAUCAUCGCCACCUUUCUCACUGCUGGCAGCAAGAGCACUAAACUCCUGAUCGCUGCGCGAUGGCUCACCGGCUUUGCUGUCGCCUCCAAUGUGCUCAACCCUAGUAUUAUUGGCGACAUAUUCGAAUCUGACCAGCGCGGCUCAGCUAUGAGUCUGAUCUCGCUCGCACCUCUGAUCGGCGGUGCGAUUGGUCCAGCCAUCGCAGGUGCUAUUGCCCAAACCCUGGGCUGGAGACAAGUGCUACUGAUGGCAGCGGGUCUAGCCGUCGUCGCUGAGAUCCUUUUCUUGACGUGUUUUCGCGAGACAUACAAGAUGGCUAUCUUGCACCAGCGGAUGGCGCGUAUCAAGCGCGAGAGCGGCGAGUUCAAGAAGGAGGUUGCAAAAACGAAGAACAAGCACGAAGACUUGCUGAAAAUUUGGCACGCCCUCACGCGCCCCUUUGCUGUCCUCUUCGGCUCCGGCGUGCUAAUGGCUCUUUCCCUACAAGCCUCCAUAUCCUUCAGUUUCUUCUACGUCAUGUCCAUCAGCCUGCCCUUGAUCCUGCAAGAAGCCUACAACUUCAACCCUGCAGAGACUGGCGCGGCUUUCGUCAUCUUCAGUAUCGGCUCACUCAUGAGCGUCGUGCUCUGCAACUUCUCCCUCGACAGAAUCUACGUCUCGCUUCGCAACCGAAGCUCUACCCCAGACGUGGGCAAACCGGAGUACCGCCUUCCCCUCGCAGUCCUCGGUUCUGUCUUGUUACCCUUCAGCGUUACAGCGUAUGGCUGGAUUGCACAAUACCGACUCCCUGUACCGCUUCUGCUUGCCUCCGUUGCGCUCCUCGAUUUCACACUGCUCACCAACAUCAUCCCACUGCAAGCAUACGUUGUAGAUGCCUGCGGACUUUAUUCGGCGAGUGCGAUGACGGGUGUCAUCGUGACGAGGUGUCUGAUGGGGACGUUUUUGCCGCUGGCGACGGGUCCGUUGGCCGAGUAUCUAGGUUACGGGUGGGGUUUCACGGUACUGGGAGGUGUGGCGGCCAUGGUAGCUCUAAUCCCGGCCGCUAUCUUCAGGUACGGAAGUGAGUGGAGGCAGAGAAGCGAGUACACGAGGGAUGUUUGA
Ascochyta rabiei is the source of this 1482-nucleotide messenger RNA. RefSeq lists its product as uncharacterized. The coding region runs from base 1 to 1482 and encodes 493 amino acids. Gene Ontology annotation, molecular function: transmembrane transporter activity. NCBI's taxonomy places the organism in Eukaryota, Fungi, Ascomycota, Dothideomycetes, Pleosporales, Didymellaceae. Gene Ontology annotation, biological process: transmembrane transport. The transcript is spliced from 2 exons. The record is from RefSeq and is a predicted model, not a curated record.